GGAGACUAGUUUGUAUUCAUGCAACGUUCUGUGAAACCGUAGAAGAAGAAACGGGGCAAACAUGGCAGCGUACAUGAGAAGCGUGAUAUGCCUUGUUUCCCUGGAGCGGAAUGCUUUUCUAUCAAGGGCGGGCGGUGUUUACGUGGAAUCGAAGCGGUACGUACGCGGACUGAGGAGGAAGCCUGUCCGAGUGUUGAUGCCCGAAAACGAGACGUAUGAAGUCCUCACGCCGACCACACAGCCUCAACCAGCGGGGCGAGACGUCCACAGGCAGAAGGUGGAAAAAGUCAAGGCUACAGUGAAGCAUCCCGAAGAAGACUUUGUUAAAGCGAGGAGUAAUGUGCAUUCAACGAUCAAACAUGCUGUUAUAAAGGACCAAGUUGAUGGAGUACGCUUCGAGAGGGCUUUGCCUGGAGAUAAACGACUGGCGAGGUUAGUGAGUGUUGCUCGUUCCAGGACGUUUCGGGAGCACCAGGGUAAAAUCCUCCUGGAGGGCCGGCGUUUGAUCUGUGAAGCCCUGGACGCUGGAGCAAACCCGCAGAUGGUGUUCUUCAGUACCGUGGAUCGGCUCAGAGAGCUGCCUCUAGACAAGCUGAAAAGGGCCACGCUAGUCAAAGUCAAGUUUGAGGACAUCAAGAUCUGGUCUGACCUUGUGGCCCCACAAGGGGUGAUCGCCAUAUUUUCUCGCCCGGACCCAUCACGUUUGAACUUUGCUAAUAAAGGUCAUUCAGUGCCGCUGUCCUUGAUAUGCGACAAUAUCCGAGAUCCUGGCAACCUUGGGACCAUGUUGCGAUGUGCUGCUGCUGCUGGAUGCCAUAAUGUCCUACUCACAAAGGGUUGUGUUGACGCUUGGGAGCCUAAAGUUCUGCGUGCAGCAAUGGGCGCCCAUUUCCGCCUACCCAUCUAUCCCAGCUUGGGCUGGGACGAUAUGGAAAAACAUCUCCCUAAGCCUGUGACUGUCCAUGUGGCUGACAGCAACUGUGGCACCGACAGAAGUGGAGAAACGGAGGAUUCACAAGUUAACGUGUCUCACAAACCCUCCAAAGCAGGAGACUAUGGCUGGGUCAGCACAAAGCCCAAUCAGAACAACAUGCGCUACGAGGAAUACGAUUCUGAUUCGGACUCAGAUUGUGAGGACGGGGGACUUUCCCUUCCCAGAGUGGACUCAAAGCUGUACCAUGAGAGCUGGGCUCAGAGUCCCACUGCUCUCGUGAUAGGUGGAGAGACGCACGGUCUGAGUGUAGAAUCAGUCCAGUUGGCUGAGAAAACCGCCGGUCGCAGGCUCUUCAUUCCUGUCGCUCCUUUGGUGGACAGCUUGAAUUCAGCCAUGGCUGCCAGUAUCCUUUUAUUUGAGGGCAGGAGGCAACUGUUGAAACUAAUGCAGACACCUGGAGGGAAAUGGAAAGCUAAAGCAGAGGAGCAGCUUUCAUGAUGUUGGGCUCGUAAAAUACAAGUAUGUGACUUUGGUGUAUAUUUAUCCUUGGGACUACAAGAACUGAACUGAACUAUUUAAAUUUCAAUAAAACACUGAAUUUCAAUUAGGUAUGUGAAUUCAUGCCUCAUGUGCCUUUUUCAUGAUUUAUUUAGGGAUGCAUCCAGGAUCUAUUUUCAUUGUCAAUAAAUCAAUGCCAAUAAAUGUUUUUGUCUG
Messenger RNA from Anoplopoma fimbria (sablefish), 1648 nucleotides. It is a transcript of the gene mrm3a, whose product is annotated as mitochondrial rRNA methyltransferase 3a. The transcript has 4 exons. Gene Ontology annotation, molecular function: RNA binding; RNA methyltransferase activity. The record is from RefSeq and is a predicted model, not a curated record. The coding region runs from base 62 to 1432 and encodes 456 amino acids. Gene Ontology annotation, biological process: RNA processing. NCBI's taxonomy places the organism in Eukaryota, Metazoa, Chordata, Actinopteri, Perciformes, Anoplopomatidae.